AUGUCCAACAGCAGCUCCAUCACCGAAUUUCUCCUCCUGGCAUUUGCAGACAGACGGGAGCUGCAGCUCCUGCACUUCUGGCUCUUCCUGGGCAUCUACCUGGCUGCCCUCCUGGGCAACGGCCUCAUCAUCACCGCCAUCGCCUGCGACCACCACCUCCACACCCCCAUGUACUUCUUCCUCCUCAACCUCUCCCUCCUCGACCUGGGCUCCAUCUCCACCACUCUCCCCAAAGCCAUGGCCAAUUCCCUCUGGGACAACAGGGCCAUUUCCUACCCAGGAUGUGCUGCACAGCUAUUUCUGUUUCUAUUUUUGAUAUCAUCAGAAUAUUUCCUUCUUACUGUCAUGGCCUAUGACCGCUAUGUUGCCAUCUGCCAACCCCUGCACUACGGGACCCUCCUGGGCAGCAGAGCUUGUGUCCACAUGGCAGCAGCUGCCUGGGGCACUGGGUUGCUCAGUUCUCUCCUGCACACUGCCAACACAUUUUCCCUACCACUCUGCCAAGGCAAUUCCAUAAACCAGUUCUUCUGUGAAAUUCCACAGAUUCUUAAGCUCUCCUGCUUAGAUGCCUACCUCAGGGAAAUUAGACUUAUCAUGUUUAGUGCCUGUUUAGUAUUUGGGUGUUUUCUUUUCAUCAUGCUCUCCUAUGUACAGAUCUUCAGGGCCGUGAUGAGGAUCCCCUCUGAGCAGGGACAGCACAAAGCCUUCUCCACAUGCCUCCCUCACCUGGCUGUGGUCUCCCUGUUUAUCAGCACUGUCACGUUUUCCCACUUGAAGCCCCCCUCCAUCUCCUCCCCAACCCUGGACCUGGUGGUGUCCUUUCUGUACUCGGUGGUGCCUCCAGCAGUGAACCCCCUCAUCUACAGCAUGAGGAACCAGGAGAUGAAGGACGCACUGAAGAAGCUGAUUCAGUCAGGUGUCUGUCAUCAGGAAUAA
Molecule: messenger RNA, 936 nt
Organism: Tyto alba (common barn owl)
Lineage: Eukaryota; Metazoa; Chordata; Aves; Strigiformes; Tytonidae
Product: olfactory receptor 14J1-like
Exons: 1
Coding region: 1-936 (311 amino acids)
Biological process (GO): G protein-coupled receptor signaling pathway
Cellular component (GO): membrane
Molecular function (GO): olfactory receptor activity; G protein-coupled receptor activity
Source: RefSeq, a predicted model, not a curated record